AUGGACCGCUUCAGUGACUUACCCGACGAUGCAGGAAUCGAAGAAGACGAAAACGGCAAAAUUCCCUUUUGGCCGCUAUUGCAUCACCUUCUGAGUGCCCCUAUAUUGAGCAUCGUGCAGCUUAUAGACCGGUUGCAGACAAUUGCUGCAAAUGCAGAGACAUGCCAGGACAACGACUAUGGGUUCUUGAGACAGUUCCUUCAGGAGCAAGACCAAUCUAAGAUACUUGAUACCGUGUGGCCCAAGAUUCGCGAUGUUGCUCUUGCGCUACCGAAUUACUUUCCUCAAGGUCAGCUUGAGCUUCUUCAGCCGGCAUGUCCACUACAUCUAAGUCGUGGUCAGGUCGCUUGUCUUGUGGUGCACCAAUUCCUCUGUUCGGCGGUACCUCAGAGAAACGAUGAGGGCUAUCAGGAUUUGAGUAUAUGGUUUUCGUCGGAGCAGCGAUAUCCUACCGCUGUGAAGAUGUAUCUCGAGGCUCUGUUCACAUACUUUGAGUGUUUACCUGAAGCCCGAGUGCUUUUGCAGGAUCAUCAAGUUACAUCUGACAGCGACCGAGAUGCCGUCACAUACGAGCUUCACUCAAACGGACAAACACCAUUACCGGAUGUGAAGCUAGCAUCAGUACAAGUAAACUACCAGGAGUCCCACACGUCACACACACACAAACCCGAGGCCCAGGGAAAGGGAGGCGCUGUCGUUGUAUCUGCAAACAAGGUCAUUGGUUUUGGUCAAUCCACCACGCAAGAGGACAUAUUCGUUGGUAUUGCCCCUGAGGCUUAUCCGGUAGUUCUGGUAGCACCGCAUCUGAUAGACAGCACAGUCAUCAGUGUUUCUGGUGCAAGAGCAAUGGUAGAUAUGAAGGGUGAAAGGCGCGAGAUCGAAUGGACAAGACGUGCUUUUCCAUGCCCAAGUCAAGACUUCCCGAGUUGGAAAGGGGGCCGUCUUAUCUUUAUGGAUGCGUUGGAGAUGGACAUGUUUGAGCUUUCGCCCAGCAAAGGCCUUCCUGAUCUCUAUCCCAAUAACAUAGAUCGUGAGAUCAGCAAGGCAACAAACGGCUUUAGUUCUUACGGAGGUGAUUCCAUCUUCACCGGGCUCUGGGGCUGUGGCGCUUUCGGUGGUGAUCCAGGAGUGAAGUUGAUAGUGCUCUGGCUCGCGGCAGGCGCAGCGAACGUCAAGCUUCACUUAAUGCUUGGCCCCGGAGAGCAUAAUCUCGGACGGAAGUUUGAAGAGGUAGUUGAGGCCUGUGAUGGACUAGCUGUAGACGAUGUGCGAGAGCUGCUUUCGCGGAUUCCUCGAGACUUGCGAGGGGAAGAGAUUCUUGAGUGGAUUGCGACAGAGGCGCCAGGGGCUCGAUGUCGUACGAGGGGAUGUUCAACAUGA
Messenger RNA from Fusarium sp. VM40, 1380 nucleotides. The record is from the annotation of a GenBank genome assembly. NCBI's taxonomy places the organism in Eukaryota, Fungi, Ascomycota, Sordariomycetes, Hypocreales, Nectriaceae.